GGAACGGAACUAUGAGAUGACACACUUCCCGAGUAGUAGAACACGAGUCGUGCCCACAAGCCGGACAGAAGAGUGCAUGGGCGCACGGAGUUAUCUGCCAACCACGCAUACGUGCAACUGUCUGAGAGUUUAAGCAAGUUCACUGACAAGUGGGAACACAACCCUGGUGAUGGCGCCUUCUAUGGGCCCAAGGACUCAUCUUGCCAUUUCCUCAUCACGCGUUAGCAAAGGCAGAUGCUAAUUCUACUCAACAUGUUGUUCAACAUGAGCAGUGUCCACCAAUACAACACCAUGUUCGCCCGUCAGAACCUGCCCGUCAUCGUAUUCCUCGCCGUUCUCUUGGCCGUGGGUGUGGUGGGCAAUUCUUUGGUGUGUUAUGUGUACUCUUUUAAGUUCAAACCUAGCAACAACCGCUGUUUUAUUGUUGUCAUGGGGAUUCUAGACUUACUUAACUGUGCUGUCAGCAUACCACUUCACAUCCUGGAGCUGAAUUACACUGCAAGUUUUGGGACGUUUGGGUUGUGUGAGUUAAUAAUGAUGUGUGUUACCUUCUUCACCAUGUCGUCUGCUGCCGUGUUGCUGGUCGUGGCCGUGGAUCGGUACAGAAAGAUAUGCCGGCCCUUCAAGAGACAGAUGACACCUUAUUCAGCAAAAAGAUCGUGCGUUAUAUGCUGUGUUGUCUCAGGACUGUUCACGAUCCCCUCGUCUGUCAUAGAUGGACCUAAAACUAUACCCGUAGGUCAGAUUAAUGCCACAAUAUGCAGUCAAAGAAAUGAGGACUCUAACCUUCCCAUAGUGUAUUCUGGAAUUCAGAUGUUCCUUUUCGUUGGAGCCGUAGUGUCCCUCGUUGUGUUGUAUGGAUUGAUAUGGCGCCAGAUUCGUCGAAAGCAAACUAUCAGAAGACGACUUUCCGAAUGCAGAAGUUCAGACAGCACUCCAACGCCAUGUUCAAGAGGCAAAAAGCAUUCUGCAAGGACGUCGGAUAAAGACUGUGUCCAACCAUUCAACUGUGUCACCCCACAGGGAGGGGAGGGGAACAAUACACAUAGUCUGGUAAGAGGGGAUUCCUACAGCGACGCUGCUAACAAUGGAGCACCUUCAUGUGUUAUACAGAACUAUGUGAGAUGUGAGAAUGAUUCUUCUCAGUCAAGCAGUGAUCGGGCAGUCAUUACCUACAGUUGUAGUCAACCCAGUUCCCCUACAUUCAUGCCAGCAGUGCCCAUACCACGACAAACGUCGACGUCAGCAUCUGCUCAAGGGAAACAUGGAACCUACAAGAUAACAAUGGUACUCUUUCUUAUUACGCUGACAUUCAUCCUAAGUUAUCUCCCUUAUCUAGUCCUGGUCGUUGCCAGAUCUGCACACCCCGACCUCCUCGACGAGGCACCUGUAGUUGGGGCCAUCUUGGAGCGGUCAUACUUCAUACAAAGUAUCUCCAAUCCACUCAUAUAUAGUUUCUGUAACGCUACCUUCAGACAAUACCUCAAAUCAUUAUGCCGCAUGAAGACAUGAGUUUGCUUUGCAUUUUACUUGACAGACAGACCGGGAAGUGGAAAGGAGGACUCCUUUACAUCUGUGUAACACCAGUGGAAUGUAUUAUUCAGUGCCCAGUACAUACCACCCAUUAGUCACUGACUACAUAUUGUUUGUUUGUUUGUUGUUCAACGCCGCACUCAGCAAUAUUCCAGCUAUAUGUCGGCGGUCUGUAAAUAAACGAGUCUGGACCAGACAAUCCACUGAUUGACAUCAUGAGCAUCAA
Haliotis rufescens (red abalone) is the source of this 1759-nucleotide messenger RNA. Its product is annotated as neuropeptide S receptor-like. The coding region runs from base 235 to 1512 and encodes 425 amino acids. Gene Ontology annotation, molecular function: neuropeptide receptor activity. The record is from RefSeq and is a predicted model, not a curated record. Gene Ontology annotation, cellular component: membrane. The transcript is spliced from 3 exons. Gene Ontology annotation, biological process: neuropeptide signaling pathway. NCBI's taxonomy places the organism in Eukaryota, Metazoa, Mollusca, Gastropoda, Lepetellida, Haliotidae.